UGGCGAGCCGUCAGCCUGAACUGGCCGCCAGCAUGGCCGAGCGCGCGGCGCUGGAGGAGCUGGUGCGACUGCAGGGAGAGCGCGUGCGAACCCUCAAGCAGCAGAAGGCUGGCACCGACCAGAUCGAGGAGGAGGUGGCAAAACUCCUGAAGCUGAAGGCGCAGCUGGGCCCAGAUGAAGGGAAACAGAAGUUUGUGCUCAAGACCCCCAAGGGCACACGAGACUACAGUCCCCGGCAGAUGGCAGUUCGGGAGAAAGUGUUUGAAGUGAUCAUCAAAUGCUUUAAGCGCCAUGGCGCAGAAGUAAUUGACACCCCUGUAUUUGAACUAAAGGAAACACUGACUGGAAAGUAUGGUGAAGACUCUAAGCUUAUCUAUGACCUGAAGGACCAGGGUGGAGAGCUGUUGUCCCUUCGCUAUGAUCUCACUGUUCCUUUUGCUCGAUAUUUGGCAAUGAAUAAACUGACCAACAUCAAGCGCUACCACAUAGCGAAGGUAUACCGACGGGAUAACCCAGCCAUGACCCGUGGCCGAUACCGGGAAUUCUACCAGUGUGUGAGUGUUGGGAAACUGGGUAACAACAGGUCCUCCCUCAAGGCAGCAGGCUCUACUUUCUCCUCAUGGUAUUCUAAACAACCUGGAUUUGAACUUUCUGUGAAUGUGUAUGUACAUACGGAGAAAGAGUCUGUGCAGGUAGAAGGACAGAGUCCCUACCUUUUUCUUGUCAAUUUGGCCUAUGGCUCUGUCUUCUCAGGUGGGGUAUCCCUGGUGGAACAGCUGCUGCUGGACCCUAAGCUGUCCCAGAACAAGCAGGCCUUGGAAGGCCUGGGAGACCUGAAGCUGCUGUUUGAGUACCUGACCCUUUUUGGUGUUGCUAAUAGGAUCUCCUUUGACCUCAGCCUUGCUAGAGGACUGGACUACUAUACUGGGGUGAUCUAUGAAGCAGUGCUGCUACAGACCCCAGCCCGGGCAGGAGAAGAGCCCCAAGGCGUGGGCAGUGUGGCUGCUGGUGGGCGCUAUGAUGGGUUGGUUGGCAUGUUUGACCCCAAAGGGCGCAAGGUGCCCUGUGUGGGGCUCAGCAUUGGUGUGGAGCGGAUCUUCUCUAUUGUUGAGCAGAGGCUGGAGGCUUUGGAGGAGAAGGUACGAACCACAGAGACACAGGUGCUUGUGGCAUCUGCACAGAAGAAGCUGCUGGAGGAAAGACUGAAGCUUGCCUCGGAGCUGUGGGAUGCUGGCAUCAAGGCCGAGCUGCUGUACAGGAAGAACCCAAAGUUACUGAAUCAAUUGCAGUACUGUGAGGAGACAGGCAUCCCACUGGUGGCCAUCAUCGGAGAGCAGGAACUCAAGGACGGGGUCAUCAAGCUCCGUUCAGUGGCUAGCAGGGAAGAGGUGGACAUCAGAAGAGAAGACCUUGCAGAAGAAAUAAAAAAGAGAACAAGCCAGAACCUCUGCAUCUGCUGAAAUGAUCCGAACGAAUUAAGACUGGCACCGUUUGCGUCUCAGACAAAACUCUAUCUAUGCUCUUCAGCAGUUUUGCAUAUUUCUGUUCCAGCAGGAAGGGCUGAAGAAUGAUCAGAGCAGAAACGUUUUAAUAUUAUAAUUAUUUUAUUGGUAAUCACGGGCAAAAAUGGCCAGGUGCUCUGCCAUUUUUCCAAGAAGGCUCCGGGACCUAAUGCAGACUAUGCGCCUCUCAGAAGGCCCCGCCCCAGAUGGGGGGGGAUGACUUUCCAGAACCAACCGCGGAGGGCCAAUAAAACGCUGCCUCAACUA
Messenger RNA from Echinops telfairi (small Madagascar hedgehog), 1769 nucleotides. RefSeq names its product histidyl-tRNA synthetase 1 (gene HARS1). The transcript is spliced from 10 exons. Lineage: Eukaryota; Metazoa; Chordata; Mammalia; Afrosoricida; Tenrecidae. Gene Ontology annotation, biological process: mitochondrial translation; tRNA aminoacylation for protein translation. Gene Ontology annotation, molecular function: identical protein binding; aminoacyl-tRNA ligase activity; ATP binding. Gene Ontology annotation, cellular component: mitochondrion; cytoplasm. The record is from RefSeq and is a predicted model, not a curated record. Bases 33 to 1460 code for a protein of 475 amino acids.